Messenger RNA from Contarinia nasturtii (swede midge), 9196 nucleotides. RefSeq lists its product as uncharacterized. The record is from RefSeq and is a predicted model, not a curated record. Gene Ontology annotation, molecular function: peptidyl-prolyl cis-trans isomerase activity; zinc ion binding. Bases 909 to 2834 code for a protein of 641 amino acids. The transcript has 3 exons. Gene Ontology annotation, biological process: protein peptidyl-prolyl isomerization. NCBI's taxonomy places the organism in Eukaryota, Metazoa, Arthropoda, Insecta, Diptera, Cecidomyiidae.
GAGCGAGCGAAGCGAUCGUCGACACAUUCGAAUUAUCAGCGCACCAAACGUAUUAAUGAAAUUCCACUAAAUUAAAUUUAAUACACGUACGGAAAAAGUGAAGUAAGAAAAAAAUUCAGAAAAUAUAUUUUGAAAGGGAAAAAAUAUCAUCGAAUCGAUUACACGACGACCGACGACGAAAUAAAUCAUUUCUGCCAACAAUUUAACGAAUUGGCCAUUUCCACGGCAAAUGAGAGAGAAAAAAAAGAGUGUGCGAGAAAAAAACGAAAGAAAAAUCAACAGUAUGGAACAUUAUUGAAUCUAUAAACGAGCGUUGUUGGAGCAGUUGUUGCACUGAUUAAAUAUUAUCCUCGAGAAAAACUAGUCGAACAUUAAUCUAGCUGAAGAAAAAUAAAUUGUCUGAAGUUGUUUCUCGACGAUAAAACCAAAAGUGAUUUCAUAAAUACACAUAUGCUUUUAUUUUGGACAAAGACGUCAGAACGAGAUCCGAAUACAUACCGCAAUUAACAAAUGCUGUACAAUUCAUAUUGAAACACAAACAGAUGUUUAUUUGCAAACACCAAAGUGGUUGUCAAACAAAAAGUUUAAGGCAAAAAUAAAUCAUCAUUUUGACUGUUGUUUCUCAUCAGUAUGUUUUUUGUUGCGUGAACGAAACACACACACGUAUACAUUAUUAAUCUAAAAACUAAACGAAUUCAACUGCAAAAAAUAAACAUAAAACCAAACGAAACAAAAAAAAAUAAAUCGCAAUAUAUUGAAGGAGUAUCAAAAUCAACGUACUAGUACACAUACCCACAUACACGGACGCGUAUAACGAAAUUCAUAUAAAAAUCUAAUUUCUAAUUUAUUGAUAUGAUCACUGCUAGUGUUAGUGCGGCUAUUCUGUGAUAUUACGUAAACAAUCAACGAUGGACUUAGUUGUACCAACCGAAUUGGAGGAGUUAAUUUCGUGCUCAUAUUGUCAUCAACCGUUCAAUGAAACGGACUCACUGCCCAAGUUUCUGUCAUGUCGUCAUCAUUUCUGUUUGAAAUGCGUCAACGCGAUUGUACAGAAGAGAGGCGAGCUAUUCUGUGUACAUUGUUGGAAGACAACCGAAUCGCCAACUCCUGAUAUAAAACCAGAAAAUUUACCAACCAACACGGCCGUACUGUAUUUAACACAAAAUCUCAGUAUGUUGAACAUGAAGCCAAAAGCGCCCGACAAACAAUCCGUGUCCCAAUCGCAAUCCCAACAACAAUUGACGCCGCCACCGAAUAGUUUACAAUCGAAUAACAUUAUCAAAAAAGGUGAAAAUUGUCAUACACAUGCAAUGCCGAAUUCGUUAUGGUGCUUAAAAUGCCAUACAACGAUUUGUCGAGCGUGCGCUGGCGGUGACGAGCAUCGCAAUCAUACGGUCAAAUCGCAUAACGAAGCCAAAGAAACGAUGCGUAGCGAAAUUGCCAACGAAUUAAUGUCAAUGCAAAAAACAUUGGUCGAGGUACAGCAUUUGGUAUUAAAACAACGCGAUUUCCUAUUGAAAAUAUUAGAGGCGAGCACCUCGUUGAAAACUCAAAUCGAAACUGAGCUUAUCAAUCAUAUUCCUACACUUGAAAUCGCCGAGAUGCGUGAAAGUUUGGGCAAAGCAAAGCUAUGCAUGAGCAUGCUGGAUCAACAAUCACCAUCCGAUGCAUACAAAUUGUAUUCGACGAUGCAUUUGGAGAAGCAACGUCUCCAAUCAAAAUACCAAGAAUUGUAUUUACAGUGCAAAUUGGACGAUGUGAUACGACAGUAUGGAUCACUGUUCGAUUUUGAUUUAAUCAAACAAGCAUUGGCUGGACUUCAGUCAAACGGCGAUUCAAUGAAUGCAUUGGCAAGCAAUGGAUUGGCUCACAAUAAUUCAAUUUUAUUGUUGGCAAACUACUGCAUAUCGCAGCUUUACUCACGUCACGUGCUAACAAACAAACACGUUCAAAUGAUGAAUAAUGGCGGCGCAAGCAACGGAAAUUACAGCAUAUCACCACAACUGUUGAACAAUUCAUCACAAGAGCACAAAACAUUUGCCGAAAUAGCCGGCUCACCAAAACCGGUCAGCAAUUUUUCGGGUCAUUUGCCUGAUGCAAUUGGAUCUCAUCCGUCGCCAAACACCCAACAACAAUCGUCGCAACAAAAUCAAGCGCCGGGCAGUGGUUCUUUGCGACACACACCGUCAUCGUAUCUCUCGGAUAUGAAUGGCAUAUCGGUGCCGAUGACAAUGAUUCAACAUUUACAACAUUCAUCACAGCAACAAUUGACCGUUGGCUCGAGUCUUGGACAGUCGCCGCAGGCCGCUUCGUUGAUCUGUAAUCCAUCAGUGCAAUAUCCAAUUUAUUAUUUUAAUAUUGAGAUCAAUGGAUCGCCGUGCGGACGUAUUUUGAUUGAAGUGCGUAGUGAUGUUGCGCCGAAAAUGGCGAAAAAUUUUAGUGCGCUCGCUUUGGGCGAACUGGGUUUCGGCUACAAGGGCUGUCAAAUAUUCCAAUGUUGGGAAAAUGAAAGUAUUAUAACUGGUGAUUUUGAGUUAAAUAAUGGUCGUGGCGGACGUUCGGUAUUUGAGGAGGCUUAUUUCAUGCCAGACGAUACAAAAAUUAUGGCAAUUCGCGGUUCGGUUGGCAUGCGUCGCAGCCAAAAGCGACACGAUAACAUGGGCUUGGUUGGAUCACAGUUUCGCAUUAUUCUACGUGAGAUGCGCGGCUUUACGGGUAUUUUUGGAUAUGUCGUCGAAGGUUUGGAACUGGUCGAAAAGAUUAGUCAAACGGGCGAUACUGCCGGCAAACCAAAAAGUAAUGUGAUAAUCAGCAGCUGUGGUAAAUUUCAGUAGAUUUACUAGAAUGCAUUGAAAUGUGUAUUUACAUGAGAAUUAGAUUCGAAAAAAUCAAGCUCCGAACUCUUGACAUCCACAUCCAUAUAUAUACACACACAAAAAUCAACGGUCACGUGUACGUCGCUAUAGUGAUAUAUUUAAAAUCAAAACAAAUUUACGGAUUCGAUGAAAACAAAAAAAAAAACUGAACAUUAUUUGAACAUUUAACAAUCUAAUGAGAGUUACAUUUAAAACAUAAAACCAAACAAAGAAUACAAAAAAAAAAAACACAGAGCAUACAUACAGUUAUCGAGCGGUAGGCUAAUUAAGUAAAUAUGAUUUAUAUUUAACAAACACUUUAAUCAAAGUAAUCAUGAAUUGAUGUUUUACGUUAGAUUUAUCCCUCUAUUUGACGAUUUGCAAAGUGCGCGUGAUAAAAGCACGUUUAAUGUAUUAAACUUUACCGGGCUUUAAUUCGAAAUUUGCGGUGUAAGCGAACGAAAUAUAUUUAGAUGAAAAGAGAGAUGAUUUGCAUGUAAAUACAUACGACGAAAUAUUCCAUAGAUGAGAAAUCAGAGAAUCUGAAUUGAGAGACGAACAUGCUUGUAUUUCGAAUGUGAAACGAUGUAAUAGCUUUGAUUGGAAGUUAAAAUAAAAACGAAUAGAAAACACACUGAAUAAUAAUAUAAUUAUUACGGGAACGAAUAAUAGCCAUCACACACCGACCCUCUAGAUCUAUUUAUUAACCAGACAUUUUAUGUGAUUUAGUUUUUUGUCGUUGUUUCGUAGUUUGAUGAACACUUAUUUUACGGUCGUAAUUUGCGAUUUGAGAAAUAAAUAAAUAAAUAAAUUUAAAAAAAGGCAUCACAAUUCGUGUACAACAACAAUAUAUUUAGAAUAUAAAACCAGCUGUUAUCUUUCUCUGCAUUCUAUAUGCUAGUUUGAGUUAAGAAAUUGUCUUCGUAUCAAAUGAACGGAAAACACAAAUCGUUUUAGUACAAAGGAAAAUGAUUAAUGGCGACCACGCCAAUUAUGAUAAUUGAGAGAAAAUAGAAAAUGAAGCGAAGAUCUAUCACAUGAAGCAUUUUCAGUGGAAUUAAUAUUCAAAUACAAAAUUUUGUCAUAAGCAUUUGGAUACGACGAUUCACCAAAACACAAAAACACACACAAAAAGAAAUAAUAAUAAUUCACUAAUCGUUCCUGGUUUCGUCUUCGAUUUUCAACGAACUAUAAGUAUAUAUUAAAAAAAAUGAUGAAAAACAAUUCAUAUUCUAUUUAGCAUGUAACAUGGUGAACUGAUUAAAUGAAUUCAGGUUGAUUCCCACAUAUAUAUACACACACUGCAAUUAGAUUUUUGUUUGAAAUGCAAUGUCAAACUGACACAUUCACACUGAGAGAAAGGAGGUUUUUUCGUUCAAAAAAAGAGAGAUGCAUAAUGUACACAAAACGAAAUCGAUUUACAAAUAGCAAUUAGCUUUAUUACAACAAGAAAAAAAAAGAGUGUGUAAGCACCGAGAAUGAUGAAGCCGUGUUUAAAUACGGAUAAAAACAUGUAAACAAAUAUCAAUAAAAUGUAUUCUAUUAAUUGGAUGUUUUCACGUAAAUUGCCCUACAAAACAAGGAAUAAACAAACAAAAAUAUAUAUAUAGGUUUAAGACAUAACAAAUCGAGAAUCUAAUCGAUUGGAAUUGGUGACAAAUAAAACGAGAGAGAACCAAUUCAUCAGCGCGCAUUCAGGGUGUGGUGUGUGACACAAAACCGAAUGAAAUAUAAUUUAUAAUAUCUUGGAAUUUAAUCAAUUUCACUUCGAUUCUUCUUGGUCAAUCCAUAGCUCACCCUUUACUCUCUCUCUCUCUCUCUCUCUCUCUAUCCAUGUUGGUUUUCUUUUCCCGGCGAAAAAGAGAACAUACUGUGCAAUGAAAAAAAAACAGAAACCAAAACGAACCAAAUUGAUCAUAAAAAGAACUCUAACCACCUUGCCAAUCUUGUGAUUUUAUAUAUUUUGUCAUAUUUAUAUUUAUAUUUAUUGUGAAUCUAUCCGAGCGGCAAUAAAAAAAAGCACAUGAUCUAAUUUCUCAAAAAUGGAAUAGGACAGCAAAUCACAAAAAAUGCAGUCAACUGAGAUGAACAAAAUUAUUGUCGCUUUGUUCGCAACAAAAUUCAAUCUCAGAGUAAAUUAUAAUCGUGAAAAUCGAUAAAAUGGAGACCAUAUUGCGAAAGCAAUUUUGAUGUAGAGCAAAAUAGAACAAACGGAAAAAAAGAGUAAUGAGAUACAAUCAGUGUCAGGAUAAAACGACAAAAACCACAUACAUACACACAACAAACUACUUUUAGAUGUGAAAGCCAAACACGAAAUGCCGUCAACGUUUAAUUCGUUUUAAUAUUAUAGUACAUGUUAAUAUAUUGCUCUUGUCUGCAUAUUUAUUAGAUUGUAUUAAUCGUCUCUAUGUAUACCAAAACACCCCAACCAUUCACAAAGUGAAACACAUAAACAACAACAAAAAAAAAAUUAAGAAAAACUAAACUAAUGAAAAAUAAAUAAAAUAAAUAUAUAAAUGUAAAUGUACGUCUGAAAACUCACAGAGAAAAAAAACUAUCGCAUUAAAUGUUCAGUGCGAUUCGCACGCACGAAAUAUAAAAUGAAUGAAUAAAUGUACGGACAAAAUAUGUCCUUCGUCAUUACGAGAAAAAAAAAAACACAAAAACCGUACACCAGAGACCUAAUUUCUUUUCCAUGGCGCUUUAUCAUUCGUCCAUUCAUCGCAAUUUUUCCCAUCACUAUUUUGUGUAAUAGAGGCACUUCAAGAUCCCCAUUGUUAUCGAAUUUAUCAGAAAUUAUGCAAUUUUAAUAGAAUAUCUCUGUAGCGAUCGAUCUCUUUGUCUGCCUUUCAACGUAAAAGAAAAACGUGACAACAGAAAUAAAAGCAAUUUUACUGUUCAUUUUCUCUCUGACGUGAGAACGAAUUCAUAUUAAAAUUUAUAUGUUUCUUAUGCUUUGGGUUCAUAUAUAUAUUUCUUUUUCUAUCUUUCUUCAAAUUCAAAGUAAUCUUUCGCUUUGUAAUAAAUCAUUAUGUAUGGAACGCUUUACCGGAUUAAGCACGUUGUUAUUUGAAUGGAAACGCUUGAGCUAGUACAAAAUGGACAAACGUUUUAAUCGGAUCAAAAUACAAAACGAAUCGAAUCGAUAUUCUUCCAAUUUCCGAGAGAAAAAAAAAUCGAAUUAUUAAUUUAAAUCGCUUUCGAAACAAGAAUUCAUUUCAAUCGAAUGCACACCAGACGGCAAGCAUCAUAUCUCAUCUCGCUGCCUGUGAUCUCAAGAAUCAAUAGAAAAUUUGAUAACGAUAAAAACUCGCGUCGAUUAGUUUAGUAUUCAUUCUAAAUGUUGUUCAAAUAAACAAAUUCUUUGAAAAUUCAUACAGGGUGACAUAGAGUACAGACACAUUUAAACGCAACAUCAUAUAAUAUAUGAGACUUGAAAAUAGACCUAAUUCUGGACAAAAAAAACACACACACACAUCUUCUUGCGAUUCAAUCCCCACACAAAUUACUGUGGUCCGAUCACCUAAGGUACGAAAAAUCACGCGAACAUCGUUUUUGUUUUUCAAUCUUCAUUCAUGUGCGACUGUUUACAAUUCAUUUCAUUUUGGCAAUAACACAUUUUCGUCAAUUAUUUCGCGCACGAAUUACGUGUGAGCCGAGUCAUAGUUUGUCACCGGUGACGGUGAAGGUGACACAAACACGCAAACACAUCUACACUUCACAUCUUUGAUACAAUAGCAAGCAUUGUGUUUCUACUUCAGCACACAUCAAAAUAAAUAAAUCAAUACUUUACAUGAGCCCAUCACAUCUGAUGAGAACGGCAGACCAUUUUUCUAUCUAGAUAGAUAGUAUCUAUACAAAUGAUAUGCUUAUUGUGCGGUUACAUAAUUUUGUCAGUUUAUUCAAUUGCUUCAGCCGAUAAUCAUCUGUUCGCUAAUUAAAGAAAGAAAUUAAUACAUGUCACAUAGCUUUACAGCGACAAAUUCGGACAUACAAAACGUCUUACAUAUAGAAAUUGCUUAUCGUGUUUUAUGCCACAGUUUCAAUUACGAUCAAAUCGGAUGUACUGUAUCACACAGGCAUUUCCUCAGUUCGUUUUGGAUUGAAUGUUAUAAUUUUUUUAUAUAAGAUUGAAAAUGAAUUGAAAUAGAAACAUGUCAAAGGGUUUUUGUUUCGUGAUGAUUGUACAUUGUGACAUUGUAAAUAGCUCCCCCUCUAUUUUCUCCCCCGGUGCAACCAAAAAGCAAUGACAUUUUCUAUGGUGGUAGUUUUACAUUGCGGCUUCUGAGGCCACAUUGCACAAUUUUUAUGAAAAAAAAUUAAGAAAAACUAAACAAAAUUGGAAAGAUCCGUCUGAAACGACAAUAUUGAAAGAGAGCCAAAAAAAAAAUUACGAUUCAGUUAGCAUCACCAGCAUCGGUGAUGAUCUGAAAUAUUCGAUGCAAUUUAUUUUAAAAGAACAUAAAAUUUGGCUUCUUACUUCAUUAAUUGUACUCGCCAUAUUCUAUUUAGAUGUAUAUGCAUUCAAUCAGAAAAUAUAAUUAAUUUAAAAUCAAUGUUCAAUGGGUUUGUUUGUAUUACAUUUUUCUUUUUGAAAACACCAGAAAUAAAUGUAUAACCGCUUAUCACCACCAGUCAAGAUUUGAAUCUGCAAUCGUUUCGCUCGAAACACGAAACAACAAAAUAAAUAUAUAUAAAUAGCUAUAGAAUUGUGAACAACCGACAAAACAAAUACGCCAUUGUACCUGUUUAACAAAAAUGAGACAAACAAACAACACAUACAUAAUUGCAUGUAAAUUCACGUAAUAAUUAAAGCAGAAAAAAUAAAUAAACAAAACUCAAGUGAGUAACAGUUCGUUAUGAAGUAUACAUUGAGAAAAUACACUUUGAACUAUCUACAUUUACGCUGAGAAAUAUAAGUAUUAGUUUAAGAUAGAAUGGAGAUGACUAAAAAAAUCUAAACUCGUGCAAAUCAACUUCUAAAAUUGGAUGAUGUAUGUUUUGAGUUUGGAAAAUGGAGAAAAUUGAGAAUAGACAAAUGGAGAUAUUGAUUUAUUAAUCAAGGGGGAGCACAUUAAAUAACACGAAACAAAUUUCAUUUCCAUGUAUUUCACAAUUGAAUUUUCUUUCUUUCGAUUCUCGACAGAUUAUUCAAUUCGGAUAUAUAACAAGCAUAGACAAUUCUCACUUUAUUUGUAUUUCUUUCUGAAUGAAAAGUGACAAGAUAUUUAUUUUUGGAGUUGUACGAAAGUAAUGAUCCAAAUAUAAGGUCGAUUUGUUCCGUCAACAAAGUAUGUGUCUUGUUGUUUUCCGAAAAAGACAUAUGAAUAAACCAAGUCUUAAGUCAGAAUCGAUGUUUUAUAAAAUUUAAAUGUGAAUUUGCACAAUGAAAUGGGUAAACGUCGUUAUUCAGACGACUAAGAAGUCAACAAUUUGCACACAUAGAAAAUGCAAAAAUUGGCUUAUAAUAUGAAAAAUCUGUAACGGUUUUAUUUUUGUAGACCACUUGAAUAAUUAGUGAAUGGAUUCCAAGUGACGUGAAUUUGAUUGAUAUUUUGUGUGAAUAUUCUCGUGCGCUAAAUAUGUAAACAAAAAUAGAAUCCGGCUGAAUAAAUAAUAUAUGUGUUGAUGAUGCGGUGCUGGAAAAUUUGAUUGAAAUAAAAUAUGUAUCAAAUCGUAUGAAAAACAAAUAAAUAAAAAUAAUAAAUAAAUAAAAUCGUUUAAUGGCAACUGGAAAAUGUUAAAUAGCUCAGGGAAUGCUUUAAGAAAUACAAACAAAAAAACUACACUAUUUCGAGAAGUUUGAGGUGAUAGUUUAAUCGCGUGAAUUAUUUGAAUAAUUUGAUUGUUGAAAACCAGCAUUAAAAAAACGGCAACAAGUUGAUGACAUAUUUUAGAUGCAUUGUAAAAAUCCAACGGAAAAUGGAUAACAAAAGCAAAUAACAUACAAAAAAAGCGCUUUAAUCGUUUUUCUUCUGUGAAAUAUUUUGAUGUGUAUAACAAAAAAAAAACACAAAAUAUAUACAUAAGCGAUAAGAGAAGUAAAUGAAGAUUGAAAGUAUAGAAAUAAAUCAGUAACCAAACGAUUAUUUAUGAGCUUUAUGAAAAAUUCAAAGGAGAGCUAUUCAAGUAUAUUGAUAAAAAAGUUCACAUACACACACAUGCACACAAUUAUUCUGUGGAUAGUACAAAACCGAAAGAAACAUCAAUGAAUUUAUGUAAAUUAUAAAUUUUAAGUAAAACCGGCGCAUAUUUCCUGUGUAUCGCGAACCAAAUAACAAUUGACAUAAGAUGCUGAACAAAGAAAUUAAAUGCUUAAAUACAAAAUCGAUGCAAACAAA